Molecule: messenger RNA, 2963 nt
Organism: Annulohypoxylon maeteangense
Lineage: Eukaryota; Fungi; Ascomycota; Sordariomycetes; Xylariales; Hypoxylaceae
Product: translation elongation factor G
Exons: 4
Coding region: 140-2539 (799 amino acids)
Biological process (GO): mitochondrial translational elongation
Cellular component (GO): mitochondrion
Molecular function (GO): GTP binding; GTPase activity; translation elongation factor activity
Source: RefSeq, a predicted model, not a curated record
CAUAAAAUUUCUUAGGUUAAGAAAUUGAAGAGAGAAUCAUCCCACCUUAAGCAAAGCACCAUAGCGGUACUAUUUCCCCAUUCGUUCGCUAUUGGGUGUUUGGACUUCUGGUUUAUUCAUUCUUUGUGUUUCCUUCACCAUGAGGGUUCAGCGAGCUGUAGCUGUCCUCAAUGACAGCCGCAUCCUUGGUUCGAGGUGUAGCGCUCGCUUCCUCAGUGUGGGCUCCAGGGCUCCGGGUUCUCGUUACUCUGCACCGUUGAUCGCGGCUCCGUUGCGUGUGGACGGAAGAAGAUAUUUCAGUUUGACCAAGACCAGAUAUGCUUCUGUAAAUGCUGCUGCCAGUGCUGCCUUGAAGCGGGCUGCCGAAGAGGCCGCAAACCUUACCCCCGAAGCCGUCUUCGAAAAGAUGAGCCCAGAUGAAAAGAAACGAUUGUCGAGAGUGCGAAACAUUGGUAUUGCCGCACAUAUCGAUAGUGGAAAAACGACAGCUACCGAACGAGUGCUUUUCUAUACCGGUCGAAUCAAGGCAAUUCACGAAGUGAGAGGUAGAGAUGGUGCAGGCGCAAAGAUGGACUCUAUGGAACUUGAACGAGAGAAGGGAAUUACAAUCCAAUCUGCUGCCACAUUUUGUGAUUGGAAGAAAGUCGAAGACGGCGUGGAACAGACCUACCAUAUCAAUUUGAUCGAUACGCCUGGUCACAUUGAUUUCACCAUCGAAGUCGAACGCGCGCUAAGAGUGCUAGACGGAGCCGUCAUGAUUCUUUGCGCCGUCAGCGGUGUUCAGUCUCAAACCAUUACCGUGGAUAGGCAGAUGAAGCGAUACAAUAUUCCUCGAAUAAGUUUUGUGAACAAGAUGGACCGAAUGGGUGCCAACCCUUGGAAGGCUGUCGAACAGAUCAACUCCAAGCUGAAGAUUCCCGCAGCCGCUAUUCAAAUUCCCAUUGGCGCCGAAGAUCAAUUCAAGGGCGUCGUUGACCUAAUAGAGAUGAAAGCCAUCUAUAGCGAGGGACCAAAAGGCACAAUCAUUCGACUCGGCCCCGUACCCGAAGACUUGAAAGAGCUUGCGGACCAGAAGCGCCAGGAGUUGAUCGAGAAGCUCGCUGAUGUCGAUGACGAGAUUGCUGAAAUUUUCUUAGACGAGGGUACACCGUCUAAUGAGCAAAUCAGCGCUGCCAUUCGUAGAUCUACUAUCGCAUUGAAAUUUUCUCCCGUUAUGAUGGGAUCUGCACUAGCCGACAAGUCUAUCCAGCCCUUGCUUGAUGCCGUCUGCGACUAUCUGCCAAACCCUGCCGAUGUCGAGAACGUGGCAUUGGAUCGCUCCAGGGACGAGGCAGUAACCAAAUUGGUUCCUUAUAAUUCACUGCCAUUUGUCGGGUUGGCUUUCAAGCUCGAAGAGAACAACUACGGCCAGCUUACCUACAUUCGAGUUUACCAGGGCUCUUUGAGGAAGGGUACUUGGUUGUUUAAUUCGCGAACCGAUAAGAAGGUCAGAAUUCCCCGUAUCGUGCGAAUGCAUUCCAAUGAGAUGGAGGACGUCGCCGAGGUUGGUGCAGGUGAGAUUUGCGCCGUGUUUGGUGUCGACUGCGCCUCUGGCGAUACAUUUACGGACGGAAACUUGCCAUACACUAUGUCUUCCAUGUUCGUGCCCGAUGCGGUCAUGUCGCUUUCCAUCAAGCCCAAGAAAAGUACGGAUGCCGACAACUUCAGUAAGGCCAUGAACCGUUUCCAGCGUGAAGACCCUACAUUCAGAUUGUAUGUCGACGAUGAAAGCGAAGAGACAAUUAUCUCGGGUAUGGGUGAAUUACACCUAGAAAUCUACAUCGAGCGUCUACGACGUGAGUACAAGGUUGACUGUGUCACUGGCCAGCCUCGUGUGGCGUAUCGCGAGACUAUCAGCAAGAGGGCCGACUUCGACUACCUUCUGAAGAGGCAGACCGGUGGCCCUGGUGAUUUUGCCCGUGUCGGCGGCUGGAUCGAACCUAAUGAUGAUAAAGACAAGAAUUAUUUCGACAACCAAGUGGUCGGUGGUGCCAUUCCGGACAAGUUCAUCUCUGCCUGCGGUAAGGGUUUCGAAAUCGCUUGCGAGAAGGGUCCUCUACUCGGCCACAAGGUUAUCGGAGCACGCAUGGUGGUUAAUGAUGGAGCCACGCACGUAACAGAUUCUUCAGAUUUCGCUUUUAGCUUAGCAGCACAGAUGGCCUUCCGCAAGGUGUUCCCAGAGGCGGGCGGUCAAGUUCUGGAGCCUCUAAUGAAGACAACUAUCAUGGCUCCCAACGAGUUCCAGGGCAACAUUCUCAUGCUUAUGAACAAACGAAACGCUACUAUCCUUGAUACGGAGAUCGGCGCCGAGGACUUCACGCUGAUAGCGGAUUGCAGUCUUAACGCUAUGUUCGGUUUUAGCACGCAGUUGAGAGCGGCUACUCAGGGCAAGGGCGAGUUCAGCAUGGAGUUUUCACAUUAUGCGGCCGCACCACCCCAUUUGCAGAAGGAAUUGGUCGCCAAGUACGAGAAAGAGCUUGAGGCGAAGAGGACGAAGUAAGAAAACUUCGCCUUGGACGGAUUCUAUCUUUGCAGUUGGCUUCUUCGACACGUUAUGCUGUUAAGAGUCUGCCGCUAGCACCAGGACUUUAAGGGAUUUGGCGUUUUCUGUCUAGCCUUGAAUGAACGCAUCUAUGCCAUGCCAUUGCAAUGAUGAUCACGGGGUGUACAAUACUUAACGCUAUGGCACACUACCAUGUGCCGAUAGAGGGCUGUAUAUAAGAUUAAGACACAACAUGAAGGCUCGGCGUAUCGUCGCAGUACACAAUUUACCUAACAGCGACAAAAGGUAGGGAAAAUAGUUGGCAUGGGGAGUAUACCUACCGAAGAGGAGUGGGUAGGUAUAUAUUCAAAUGCUUAGGUACCUAGAAAAAGUAUCUAGAACGUGGAAAUGAAGAACCUCUUCUCUCUAUUUUCGGGAAUAU